Messenger RNA from Trichobilharzia szidati, 1803 nucleotides. The record is from the annotation of a GenBank genome assembly. NCBI's taxonomy places the organism in Eukaryota, Metazoa, Platyhelminthes, Trematoda, Strigeidida, Schistosomatidae.
GAUACAGUGGCACAAACCAUAAUCAUGAAAAUAAUUUUAGACGCAUUUACAUUUCUAAGCUUUAUCAUCUCAGAGAUAAUUCUAAUGUUUUCUGAGACACAAGAUAAACAAGAGUUAUUAUUCAUUCGUUCACCUCUACAUUACGUGAAUUCAGAAGGAAUUCUUUAUGAACCUACAAUUCUGACAGAUCAUGAGUUCUCCGCUGAAAAAUAUGCAUCUGAAAUAAGAAAUGCUAAGAAGGAUGAAGACAAAAAAAUUAAGGUUUUAAUGCAGACUUUAACAAGCAGAACAAACCGGGAACGUCAAAAAAUUAUGGAAGUUUACCUUAGUAAAUUCAAAAAGUCAUUAGCUGAUGAAAUUAUCAACGUUAAUCCUGAACAAUUAAAGUUACUUUUGAAAGAUCUUUUAACAAAUCUACCCAUUCUGAUUGCUGAUGAACUCUUUGAAGCAUUAUCUUCAGGUGAUUUGAAGGCAUUAACAAGACAUUUAAUUGAUUUUUGGGGCAAUGAAUUUAGUUAUGUUGAAAAAAGUUACAAAACAAAUUACAAAGAAUCAUUUUGGAAAAGAGCGGAAAACAAAUUUGGAAAUUCUGUAAGAAAUCUUCUAGAGUGUGUAGUUGACACUAGACGCAAUGAAGUGAAACAAGACUCGCCAAUUAAAGGAAGAGGCGGCAAACCAAUGGUUGUCUAUGCAUCAACUGUCAAAGUUUUCAAUCAACUGAAAGGCAUUAUAAAUCAACAAAACGAUGAUGCAGGACAACAGUUAAGUCAACUUUUCUGUCAUACUGAUCCAUUUCAACUUGAGUUGGUUGCCAAACUGUACAAUGAGACACAUAAUGAACAUGUAAAGGAAUAUAUCCUACGGGAAACGUCUGGUGCAUUACGUGAUGUUCUUACAGAAAUAUACGAUUAUUCGGUUGACAAGCCGAUGUAUUUUGCAAGUAUAUUUCACGAUGAAUUAACUAAAACAAAAACGAAUGCACUGAAACUUCAGCGCCUACUAAUUUUACGUUCAGAAAUAGAUUUACAUUCCAUAGAUAAAUCAUAUAAACGAAAGUAUGGUGUUUCUUUGUCAAACGAAAUAAAACAAAAGUUCACCGAUCAGUACGGAGAAGCACUGCAGUCAAUUUUAAUGAAACGUGAAAUAUCAAAUAUUUUUCAACAUUCAGUAGAAAUAAUUAUUUAACUAUGAACAUAUUUGGAUAUUUUAAAUCUUUUGCAAAUUUUAGCAAUCAAAUUCAAAAAUUAACAUAUUCACUUUGCUUAAUAUAACUAUCUUGACGUUUAUUAUGAUUGUUUCUUGUCUACAAACGACUGUCAUCAGAUGUUUAUUUUAUUACAUAGUGAUAAUUCUUCGUUAAGGUAAUCUUUUAUUAUUCGAUUAUGCCUAGAUUUAAAAAGAAAUUUAUUCACACAUUAACCGGAUCAGAAAUAUUCUACCCGUCUAUUCUGCCUAUAAUUGUUCAUUCGAAUAACAGACCAUAUAAAUGAUACUUGAUCAUUAUAUUGUAAUAAAAGUCAUUCAAAUCGCGAAAUAUAUUGGUUAAUUCUUAAGGAAAAAUACGGUUUUUUUGUUCAUCGAAGAAAUAUCUCCUUUUAACGACUUCAUUUUCAAGUUAACUGUACAGUCGUAUUUAUAUUACGAAAAAAGGCAUUAUGUCCACAUCUAUGUGCAAAUAAUCAUCCACAUGCUUAUGUGGAACUGAUUACAUUGGACAUUGUAAGCGUAAUCUCCGUAAACACGUAGCUGAACAUUACCCGGUUUGGUUAAUGAAAGGUGAGCAAAAGACAACAAAGUCUUCAA